CUUAUUUUGAAGGAAUAAACACGUGGAGCAAAAGGCCACACAACUCGGUAAAGGAAUAAUAAUAUAAAUCAUGGGUAAAUCCAAACAGGUGGGAAACCACAAAAAUGGCAAAAAGAAAAACAUAGCCAAGACUUGGAAGACAAAGCGAAGGACUAAAGACCUUGACGAGAUCCAUUCGGACAUGGUCCCUGCCAACGCUGCCAAGUUAUUGAAGCAGGAGAUGGAUUAUGAUGUUACAGGCUGCGCCCAGCACUACUGUCUGCACUGCGCGCGCUACUUUGUUGACCUGAAAGCCCUGAAGGAGCAUUUCAAGACUAAAGUCCAUAAAAAACGUCUGAAGCGGCUAAAAGACGAGCCGUACACCCAGGCUGAAGCGGAGAGAGCGGCUGGAAUGGGCUCCUACGUCCAGCCUAAAAAAGUGGAAGUGCACACACAGCAAGUGGAGGAGGACAUGGAGUGAACACGGAGUGCAUCUAGCUACCCGUCACCUCUGCAGCAUGACGAAUGCAAAAUACUAGUGCCUAUAAAGCAGAGAACAGAAUUACUGGUUUGAGGAGAAUAAAUAAUUGAAAUCAAAUCUUAAAUAAGAAACAUUUAAACAUAUUAUUCUAAGUUGGUUUCCAGAUCUGACAUGCUCUAUAGUGAGCAGAUUACUGCCUCUGCCGUCUGACAGUUGUGUGUCAGAUUAUAAUGAUAUAUUAAGGACAUGAUUAUUAGAUUUUGUUAUACGUUUACUGUCUGUGUAGUACAGCAGUUUGAGCUCUGAUCUAAUCAGGUAAACAGGAAAAAGGGAAAAACAACUCAUGUUUUUUCUGCCUUUCUUUUGUACACCACAUUAAUCUACAUAUUAAAAUAAUGUAACAGCUUAGAAAUAAUUUGGCUUUGUAUGUAUGCAAACACAAAUGGCAAAGCAAUUAGAGCCUUCAGCGCUGGUGUACAAAACAAAUAUAUGUUUUUGCAGUGCUGUUUAGAAGUCUGGGCCAAUAGACUUGCCCACAAAUCAGACCUGUAGCUGUUCACUCGACAGAUUUGUUGGCAGAGUAAAUGUAGAGCUGAGAAUUUGUCAUAUCCACGUUUGUCGCGUCGAAGCAGCUCCGAUUUAGAAGUUUUCAUUAAACUGUUUUUAUUAAAAAUAAAAGCUGUAAAGCUGCUACAGUGGCUUGUUAUGACCUGCAUCCUGACACGUUUUGAAAUGCAACAAUGCAUAAAAUAGAUCCUGCAUAGACAGAAGUGUUUGUGUAAAAUUGAUGAAAUACAAAUACGUUAUUAGUGCUGGUCUACUUUAUCUGUCAUGGUUUGCUUAUUGACUGUGUGUAAAUAAACUCACAGCUUGUGUGUUUGA
Molecule: messenger RNA, 1342 nt
Organism: Trichomycterus rosablanca
Lineage: Eukaryota; Metazoa; Chordata; Actinopteri; Siluriformes; Trichomycteridae
Gene: znf593
Product: zinc finger protein 593
Exons: 4
Coding region: 71-460 (129 amino acids)
Molecular function (GO): zinc ion binding; nucleic acid binding
Source: RefSeq, a predicted model, not a curated record